Messenger RNA from Ceraceosorus bombacis, 1829 nucleotides. Lineage: Eukaryota; Fungi; Basidiomycota; Exobasidiomycetes; Ceraceosorales; Ceraceosoraceae. The record is from the annotation of a GenBank genome assembly.
AUGGGCGGAAUUGCUGCAGCUGAUGCUUUGAAUCGUGAAUAUCCAGGCGUGCGAUCGCGCCUCUUGAUGAUUUCGCAAUUUGGCCUUGCGUUGCAUCUCAGACUUUCAGAAGGCCUUUCUUUCCUUUGGAUAUUGUAAUUCGGUAUUCAGAGAUUCCGCUUAUUUAGUGAUUCUGAUUGCAAGACUCGAAUGGCAUCUUGAGCGACCAGCAUACGCCUUCGCCUUUAGCACCAAGUCCGACGAGGUGAGCAAUCAGCAGCUACACAUCUCAGCCAGUCCCAACAAAAGUAGCACGCACGCAGCACAGCAAAGCAAAGCGCACCUCGAACCCUUUCUCUCCCCGCUCCAUCCUCACACAACCAUCUCAAACUUGUCAGUCAGUCUCCAGCAGCAAUAUGCGCUUCUACGAAAAGACGCUUCCGGACGCGGAGGAUGUGGUGAUGGUGCAAGUACGGCAAAUAGCAGAGAUGGGAGCUUACGUCAAGCUUUUGGAGUACGAUGGUGUGGAAGGGAUGAUCUUGCUAUCCGAACUUAGCAGACGUAGAAUCAGAUCCAUUCAAAAGCUGAUCAGGGUGGGCAGAAACGAGGUGGUGGUGGUGCUGAGGGUAGACAAGGAUAAGGGUGAGUGGAAGGUUGGGAGUCAAAUGAUCAGGCAAUACAGCAUAUCCGUCAAUGGCGUGUAUGCAGCGGCGUCCCGGACGCUGAGCUGGUGGUGUGUGGGAACAGGUUUGGACGCAGCGCUGCUGGCUUCGAGGUGCAGAGAGCGCAUCGCGCUGCUGCUCAAACACGGGCAUAGCAGCGCUGCGUCAAGAGCACAAGCAACACGAUACGCUGACACUCGACACUCCUUGGCUGCAUGGCGCAGGCUAUAUCGACUUGUCCAAGCGUCGAGUGUCUCCAGAGGAUAUCAUUCGCUGCGAGGAGAGAUUUAACAAGAGCAAGGCUGUGCACAGUAUUCUUGCGCACGUGUCUGGGAAACUCAACAAACCUCUAGAGGAGCUGUACGAGGCCAUCAGUUGGCCAUUGGAUAAAAAGUUUGGACAUGCGUAUGACGCUUUCAAGCUCGCUGUCACGUAAGUAUGCCGGGCGCGGGGUGCAGGAGGUGGCGCAGCGAAGGUCGGCAUGUCCUUCGUACGGCACUGAACGGACCUUCUCUCCCCGGCUUUUUCGGCAACAGAGAGUCCGAGACUGUGUUUGCCGGUCUGGAGUUGGACGCCGAUGUGCAAAGAGAGUUGCAAGCAAAUAUUGCUCGUCGAAUGACGCCUCAGCCCGUCAAGAUCCGAGCAGAUGUGGAAGUGACGUGUUACAAUGCGGCCGGUAUAGAUGGUAUCAAAUCGGCGUUGCAAGCUGCAGAGGAUUUGCAAACGGAAGAGAUUCCGAUCAAGGUCAAGUUGAUCGCUCCUCCCCUCUAUGUGCUCAUCACCAAUUCGACGGACAAGCAAGGCGGUAUAGAUCUGCUGAAAAAGGCCCUCACAACCAUCGAUGCGAGCAUUAAGAAGAGCGGAGGAAAUCUGGCUGUCAAGAUGGAGGUGAGUCCAUACUUGCGCUACGCUACCUUGACACUGACCAGUAGCUGAUGCGCCUUGAUCGCCUUGCGCGCGUCUGUCCUUUUCGUGCAGCCCAAGGCCGUGUCCGAGUCAGAAGAUCAGGAGUUGGAGAGGCUUUUGCAGAGAGUGGAGAAGGAGAAUGAGCAAGUGGCUGGAGACGACGAGUGAGUCGGGCUGCGGGCAUCAGAAACGCAUGGGUUGUUCUUGCUUGUCUCAUCAUUUUUGUUGCUCGUCAUCUUACCCUGCGCCGUCUUUCACAGCGACUCGGACGACGAGGAAUAA